Molecule: messenger RNA, 309 nt
Organism: Colletotrichum orchidophilum
Lineage: Eukaryota; Fungi; Ascomycota; Sordariomycetes; Glomerellales; Glomerellaceae
Exons: 1
Coding region: 1-309 (102 amino acids)
Source: RefSeq, a predicted model, not a curated record
AUGCCCGAACCCUUGCUAGGCACCUUUUUGGCCUUCGCCACUGUCUUCCAGUUGGUUAUCUAUGGGGCGUACACAUACAAAAUCUCUGGCGGUCCUCCCGACUGGGACGCUUGGCGAGAUAGACAAGCGCGCAUCGAGAGAGCCCAGGAGAGGCGUGCCGAGCGUGAAGAGCAGCGCAGAGAAGAUGCCGCCUUGCUUCGCCAGCUUGCUCAGAGAGCCGCCGCCUUGAAGCAGCUCGAGGAGGAGCGUGCUGCCGAAAAGGCAGAGAUGCGUGGACAGGAGGAGAAGAAGAAGAAGAAGGACAUCUGA